Molecule: messenger RNA, 2053 nt
Organism: Spea bombifrons (plains spadefoot toad)
Lineage: Eukaryota; Metazoa; Chordata; Amphibia; Anura; Pelobatidae
Product: histidine--tRNA ligase, cytoplasmic-like
Exons: 14
Coding region: 261-1802 (513 amino acids)
Biological process (GO): histidyl-tRNA aminoacylation; mitochondrial translation
Cellular component (GO): cytoplasm; mitochondrion
Molecular function (GO): histidine-tRNA ligase activity; ATP binding; identical protein binding
Source: RefSeq, a predicted model, not a curated record
GGGCAUGCUUUGUGCUGCGGCAGGUAUUAACAGCAGUUGUGAUAGGCGUCGCCUCAUAUUAAACUAUCGCUUUUGCUAACAUGGCUGCAUUCAGUCUGGUGGAACUUCUCUGCUGGUAUUGAUCUUUGUUGCAAGCCAUGAACUAGAUGAACGGCGAUUCCCUACGAUACCUAAUGUGACGAUAUGACAUCAUGAUAUGAAGUAAAAAGUGAGCAUCUUCCUGAAAACGUGGAUGGCCACGUGGAUCACCACAGAACGCCAUGAGGAAGCUAAGAUGUCUUUCAUCGUCGUGUUGGACGCUAUUAGUUGGCCAAAGAAUGACAUUAUUUGGCACUGGAGUCCGCCCCAUGUCCUGUUACCAAAAUAAUCAGAACGGAAAUUUUUCAUACCAAGACAGUGUGUCCCAGCAAGAAGCAAAAGAGCAAAAGCCACGUUUUGUGCUUAAAACUCCAAAGGGUACACGCGAUGUUCACCCCAAGCAAGUGGCAAUACGUGAGAGAAUCUUUAACACCGUGGUGAACUGCUUCAAACGUCAUGGUGCUGAGAGCAUUGACACCCCCGUGUUUGAGCUCAAGGAAUUACUAACCGGCAAAUAUGGAGAAGACUCUAAACUAAUUUAUGAUCUAGAGGACCAGGGUGGCGAGCAGCUGUCGUUGCGUUAUGACCUAACGGUUCCCUUUGCACGGUAUCUGGCCGCGAAUAAAAUCAGUACCAUGAAGCGAUAUCAGAUAUCAAAGGUGUACAGACGAGACAAUCCAGCCCGAGGACGCUACCGGGAGUUCUAUCAGUGUGAUUUUGACAUUGCCGGGCGUUAUGACCCUAUGAUCCCAGACGCCGAGUGUCUGAAGAUUAUGCAUGAGAUACUCGGAGAGCUUGAGCUGGGAGAUUUUCUCAUUAAGGUGAAUGACCGAAGGCUUCUGACUGGCAUUCUUGCAUUGUGCGGUGUGCCGGAGUCCAGAUUCAGAACAGUUUGUACAUCCAUUGACAAGCUAGACAAGGUUCCUUGGGAAAACAUCAGGAGUGAACUGAUUGAAGACAAGAAACUCAGCCCUGAAAUUGUGGACCAAAUUGGUGAAUAUAUCAGACUUAACGGUGGAGUGGAACUGAUAGAACAACUUUGUAAGGACCCGAAACUUUUGCAGAACAAUGUGGCUAUGGAAGGAUUGAUUGACCUGAAACUGCUGUGCAAAUACUUGAAAAUCUUCGGUAUAACAGAUAAGGUUUCUUUUGACUUGGGUCUCGCUCGUGGUUUAGACUAUUACACUGGGGUCAUUUAUGAAGCAGUGCUGCUCCCUGGUCGAGAAGGACUUCAACCACAGCAGGGCAGUAAUCUGGAAGAUGUGGCCAGCAUUGGUAGCGUAGCUGCUGGAGGACGUUAUGAUGACCUAGUUGGGAUGUUUGAUGCCAAAGGCAAGAAUGUUCCGUGUGUGGGUAUCAGUAUUGGGAUAGAGAGGAUAUUUUCUAUUGUGGAGAAAAAGGCCAUGGACUCAAAAGAAAAAGUCAGAACCACUGAAACGCAGGUCCUUGUAGCAUCACCCCAGAAAAUGUUCUUAGAAGAGAGGCUGAAACUAAUUUCCAAACUCUGGGAUUCAGGAAUUAAAGCGGAAAUGCUUUACAAGGAAAAUCCAAAAUUUUUGAGCCAGCUGCAGUAUUGCGAAGAUACGGGAAUCCCGCUGGUGAUAAUUAUUGGAGAGCAGGAACUGAAAGAUGGCAACGUUAAACUAAGAGUUGUUGCUACUCGAGAAGAGGUGGAUGUCUCAAGUGAAAAUCUAAUAGAAGAAAUAAAAAGGCGAACAAGUUAACCAUGGUCUGUCUGGUCAAACUUCCAUCUGUGAAAAUAUCACAUCGUGGCACAGUCUCUACGUCUUAGAUCCAACUGCGCAUAAGAACUGUAUUUUUAUGGAAAUAUUUUAUUUAUUCAGAAAAGUAAACUGUUUAAAUAUGGCAUUUAUAUGGCACCUUUUUUUGUUGAAAUUCUUAUUAGAGACAGUCAAUAAAAGAAUAAGUGUGAAUUUUUGUUGUUGCUCUUCUACAUGUAAAUGCAGAAUAAAUA